Knipowitschia caucasica is the source of this 2973-nucleotide messenger RNA. Lineage: Eukaryota; Metazoa; Chordata; Actinopteri; Gobiiformes; Gobiidae. The record is from the annotation of a GenBank genome assembly.
AUGGAGUUUGUCAGUCCGCCCGCCCACCGUCCGGGGGGAGAAAGAAAGUGCUGCUUUGUGAAUGAAGGGAGCGGCGCAGGGAACAGUUUUCACCUCACAAAUGUUCUGCUGAGGCUGCGGUCGCGUCCACGCUCAAGUCAGUGCAUCCGGGCCGAGCGGCAGAAGCGGCCAGAGCGCGCGGAGCUGAACAGGAUGGAGGUAACCCUUGUCUUGGGGGCCUUCCUCUGCCUCCUGGGGGCCGUCACUGGGGACCCGUGCCUCAUCAUUAGUGAGAUCAACGCAGACAAUCCCAGACUCGAUACAACUGAGUUUGUGGAACUGUACCACACCAGCGGACAGAGGGCUUCUUUAGACGGAUACUCGCUGGUUUUUUACAACGGAAAUGGGAAUAUCGCCUACAAAGUGCUGGACCUGAAGGGCUACAGCACAGACGACAGAGGCUUCUUCCUGGUCGGCUCUGUGGACAUGCUGCCUAAACCCGCCAUCCUGCUUCCUCCCAACACGGUGCAGAACGGCCCGGACGCCAUCGCGAUCUACCACUCCAGCGCGGCUCGAUACAGCGAGAAGAUGAACGUGACGUCAGUGGGGCUGGUGGACGCGGUGGUCUACAUGAGCAGGAGGUCCGGAGGGGCGGAGUACCUGGCUGAAACACUGACCCCUGGAGAACCGGCUUUUGUAGAAGACGACACCGCCCACGACGGGGAUGAGUCUAUCGAGAGGUGUCUGAUGUCGGAGGAUCGCUGGGGAUUUCAGAUCUCUCUCCCGUCUCCAGGGCAGAGGAAUAACUGUACCCCUCCCAUGUCUCCUUCCACCAAACCUCUUAUCAAUGAACUGAGGCUGGGCGGUGGGCAGGUGGAGGGCUUUGUGGAGAUGACCGCCGCCCCAAGAGCUGGGCCUUUGGUGCUGGUGGUGUUGGAUGGGAGGACCGACCGAGUGAGCCUGAGUAUGUCUCUGGACAUGCACAACACAAAUGGACUGGUCUCCUUCACAAUAGACAAGAAGUACAUGAAAGGAGACCAGUCUGGAGCUGUGGCAGUGUACAGCGGCGCGGUCCUGGACUUCCCAGUGGGCAGUGCGCUGAGUCAGAUACAGCCACUGGACGCAUUUGUUUUUGCCGGACCUGGAAACAGGCCAAGCUCCAACCUCACAGAGACGCUGGUGCCGGGCAGACAGCCUUAUCAACUCAGCAACAGCCUGCGAGAAAGCGGCUUCCACAUCAGUCGCUGUGGAGUUGCGACCUGGGCCCGAGAUCCUGGUGUUUUUUGGGAAGCUCCUCAAACACCUGGGCAGCUGAACCAGUGUCCCUGGCCGAAGAUCUGUCCACAUAGCUUAGUGAACCCCAGUGGCACCGACGCGGCCCCACACCUGCCGCCGUGGGGCAACAGUGACUUCCUCAUUAACGAGCUGAACACCGACACACCUGGUGCAGCAGAGGACGGCGAGUACAUCGAGCUGUGGCACCCUUCCUCCCGCCGCGUGUCCCUGCAGGGCAUCUGGAUACUUCUGUUCAGUGAUAACAUCAGCAAACCCUACAGAGAGAUCAGCCUGAGUGGACACUUCACCACCUCCAAAGGAUACUUCCUGUUGGGCAGUGACCGACUGGUGCCGGCUCCAUCGCUGCGUCUUCCUCCAAACACCAUCCAGAACGGACCAGACGCCGUGGCCCUGUAUCGCAGCCCCUUCGGGCCCCCGUCCGCAGCUCAAAGGGGCAUUCCCACCAAAGGCCUGCUGGAUGCUGUGGUGUACAGACAGAGAGGCUCCGACAUGGGGACUCGAGACCUGAGCAAAGCCCUGACUCCAGGACAGCUCCCUCUACUGGAGGACCCUGAGGUACUACAAGGAGAUGAGGCCCUCAGCCGCUGCCGGGGCCUCUACCCCUUUGACCUGUCUGCCUUUUCUGUGGCUCCUCCCACUCCGCUCCGUGAGAAUAGUUGCCCUCGCCCCCCUCCCCCUCCUGAGGGCGUGGUCAUCAGUGAGGUGUCCAGUAGACACUGGACCAACCACAGCCAGCAGAGAGGAUUUGUGGAGUUUAUGGGACCUCCGAUGACAUCUCUUUUGGGCCUGGUGCUGUCCGUCUUUGACCAGGAGCACAGUGGGACUGUCAUGGCUCUUCCUCUGACCGGUUUUAUUGAUCAAGAUGGAUUUUAUAUUGUUGGAAAUGUAACCGGAGCAGAUCAGACCUUUCCAGAGAGCUCCUCUGUUCCCAGUCGUGGAGCAGUGGUUCUGUGCUAUGACCUGUUCAGUGUGUGCAGAGCUGGCACCGCGCUCACCAACUCCAGCCUCAGAGAUGCGCUGGUGUUCAGUGAGAGGAAGGAGCUGCUGUCCUUUGUUUCAGCCACCAGAGGGAGACAUGUUACUCCAGCUCUGCGGUCUGUAGAAGAUGGCCCAGUUUCCUUGAGCCGCUGCUCCUGCUGUGACGUGAGGAGCUCUUCCUCCUGGACCAGUUCCUCCCCCACCCCCCACCAGAACAACCUCUGCCCCAGCUCCAGCUUCUCCAGCCACAUCGACAUCUGCCUGAGCCCCACGGCCACAGACGGCCACGGCUACUCUGGGGACUGCAGCAACCUUCUCCAGGGAAAGAGAAUUGCUGAAGUGGCAGAUUACCUUGAGCAAAAGUGCCACUGUGGAAUAUCUGCUUUAUAUCUUCAAGGGGCAAACUUCUCGUGUGUGUCUGGCUGGCUGCGUGUGUGGGGGAACAUCCAGGCUCUGUCUGACCACCAGAAGGCACUCAUCAUCCAGACGUCACACCUGAACACCUCACGCUCACGGGGGGACGCCUGCUCCGCUCCCACCACCGACCGCUUCACCGGCACAGCGUCCGCUCUGGGGCUGCAGAUCGGCCUGGUUAUUGUGGUUUUCCUCCUUCUUGGACUCGGAGUGGCUCUCUUUACAUAUUUCUAUAAGAAACGACGUCCGCUGGAUUACUACACAAUGGAGCUAAAUGAACACGCAGAGGGUCUGUCAGACUUAUAA